Messenger RNA from Magnusiomyces paraingens, 1311 nucleotides. RefSeq lists its product as uncharacterized. The transcript has a single exon. NCBI's taxonomy places the organism in Eukaryota, Fungi, Ascomycota, Dipodascomycetes, Dipodascales, Dipodascaceae. The record is from RefSeq and is a predicted model, not a curated record. Bases 1 to 1311 code for a protein of 436 amino acids.
AUGACCCAGUACCGCUUUCGGAAAGUCUCAUCUCCUACUGAUAUCCGUACAAAUCAUUCCGCAAAUUACCUCGAAUGGGGCCGCGGCUUGACUCACGAUCAGUACACUGCGCGCGAGCGUCAUCUUGGAUCACAACCGCCUUGUCUCGACGGCCACAUCUCUUACUGGUCUUACGAAGAGCUCUCCGAGAACGACAAUUCUUGGACCAUGGUUUCAUGCUGCGAAUCUCUUACACGCCCAGCCUUGUACAAGACAAAGGGCUCGCCUGUGCGCCAAACAAUUUGCCAUAGUGUUGGAGCAGUCUUUACUCCAAUCCCACAUCGUGGUAAAGGCCACGCACGUCGCAUGCUAGCUCUGCUUGUUGAGAAGUUUGAUCAAACCGACGCGCCAGAUUCACCUUUCUGUGAUUUAUAUGCCAACCUAGCCCGCCAGCCCUUUGCCAUUGAAGACGACGAAGCCAUUCGUAAGGAUCGCGUGUUAAAUUCUUUUUCUGUGCUUUGGUCAGACGUUGGCACCUACUAUGAAAAAUUUGGUUACAAGGCCUCAUCCAACUUGGAAAUGGUAAUCACUAAGCUCACGCCAAGCGACAGUGAUUUAGCUGGCUCAGUUGAUGGAACUGUGCUGCUUACAGAGGCCGAUGAGGUUGAGUUUGCAGCUAAGGAUACGGCCCAAUUUAUUAAGCAACUUGACUACAUGACAGAGGCAGAUGGGACCCCCCGUGCAGCUAUCUUGCCAUCAACAGACUUGCACAUUAUGACCCAUGCGCGCGCACACUUUGUUGCCCCACUUUUGCGUCCAGAUCAGGUUCCCGAUGGUGUUACACACCCAGAAGGUCCGGUGCCAAAUGAUUUCCGGUCGGUACAGCAUUUUGGUGCGGCUCUCCAGACUGGAUCACACAUGAGCAUUCUCUGGGCCCAGGACAUUGGCAACAACAAGCUCAACAUUUUACGUUCACUUGUUGAGCCUCCAGAAGGUGCCAAGCUGGUGUCAAGCAAGGAGGCUCUUGCGGCGGAUCUUGUUACAUUGCUGCAGGCAGCUGUUGCAGAGGCACGCAGAUGGCACCUGUCAAAAGUCACUUUGUGGAUCCAGGACUUGCCUCGUGACCCAGUAACUGGGGCUGAUCUUCUGACCCUAGAAGAUGUUGUGGAAGCAUGGAACUCGCAGCCAAAUGACUCUCAAUAUGCUAAGUUCCCCGCAGCCAUUUCUGAGCGCGAAGACUCGUGGCCUGCAGCACGACCCUUAGGGGGUCGCAAGUCGGGUGGUAGUCCACAGCAGGUUUUAGUGUUUGACGGCAAGUAUGCCUGGUAUUAG